Molecule: messenger RNA, 431 nt
Organism: Staurois parvus
Lineage: Eukaryota; Metazoa; Chordata; Amphibia; Anura; Ranidae
Source: the annotation of a GenBank genome assembly
GGUGGAAUAGUGCCCCAUCAUUGGUGUCAGUGGGGGUGGGGGGGGGAAUAGUGCCCCAUCAUUGGUGUCAGUGGGGGGGGGGAGGAAUAGUGCCCCAUCGUUGGUGUCAGUGGGAGGAAUAGUGCCCCAUCAUUGGUAUCAGUGACACCAAUGAUGGGGAACUAUUCCUCCCACUGAAACUUGCUGACCCUGUUCUCGUAUGGUGCUGCUGCAGCCAGCAUAUGUGGUUGCAGCAGCACCUCUACACAGAACACUUACCUGCUGCUCCGGCACUCAAUUUUCGCGGGGGUCGCUCGGCUCCGCCCCCUCGCCGGUGAUUGGCCGCCUGUGUGCCUUUCCUGAGCUACAGUUCUGGCGGCCAAUCACCGGUGAGGAGGCGGAGCCGAGCAGCCGCACGAACAUCCAGUGGCCGAACUGAAGGAGACGCCGCG